This is a messenger RNA of Clonostachys rhizophaga, 879 nucleotides long. Lineage: Eukaryota; Fungi; Ascomycota; Sordariomycetes; Hypocreales; Bionectriaceae. The record is from the annotation of a GenBank genome assembly.
AUGGCUCCAUUAGCCCAAUCCCCAGUUGCUGUUCUUCGUGAGAGACUCAACACUUCCAAACCAGCGAUUGCCAUGGCCGCUCACAAUCCAUUGGCCUCCAAGCUCGCUGAAGAGGCGGGGUUUGGCGCUAUCUGGGUCAGCGGAUUUGAGCUAGCAGCUUCAUAUGCUGUUCCAGAUGCCAGCAUCUUGCCAAUGAGCGCAAUUCUUGAAACAUCACGCUCUAUGGCCGAAGUCCAAAGCCUGCCUCUCAUUGUUGAUCUCGAUACCGGAUUUGGUAAUGCGGUUAAUGUUGCCUAUGCCGUUCCGCGCUUCGCAGCGGCAGGGGCAGCAGCUGUGGUACUUGAAGACAAGACGUUCCCAAAGGAUAGCAGUUUGCGUUCUCAUGGCCGCCAUUCUCUGGUCUCGGUUGAAGAGUUUCAGGGAAAGAUAGCGGCCGCCAAAACUGCUAGCUCCAUCCUGGUCAUCGCACGGACAGAGGCUUUGAUUGCUGGUUUAGGUCAAGACGAGGCAAUCAAGCGCGCCACCGCCUACGCGGAGGCUGGGGCCGAUGCAAUACUAGUCCACAGCAAGCAGAAGACGCCGGAUGAAAUCUUGUCCUUCUGUCGAUCCUGGUCUGGCCUUGUACCGCUAGUAAUAGUACCAACGAGUUAUCCGCAGCUCUCUUUCGGUGAACUGGCGAGACUCCGCAAAAUUGGCCUAAUUAUAUGUGGAAAUCAUGCUAUUCGAGCAGCUGUGGCUUCGAUGAGACGAACUUUCAGUAGGAUUUUAAAAGAUGGGGGUAUUGCUGGCGUCGAGAAGGAGAUAGCGUCCGUGUCUGACAUUUUCGCGCUUCAGGGAGACGAUUUUAUGCGUGCUCUUGAAAAGACCUAUCUCCAUUAG